CAUGGUGCAGCAGAACGGCGAAACAUUCGAUUCGUAGCACGAGCAACGGAGUUUGAUUUUUUUCUCGUCAGUUUCGCGAUCGGUAACCGUUCGAUAUCAUCGAUUGAAUUGUCACGCAUUUAAACCCCCAGUGAAUAUAAAAGCAUAAAACCAAAUGGCUGCUAUCAGGAUGAGCGCUGUUCUUCAAGUAACGUUAUUGGUUUUGGCCGCAGUCCUUCACCAAGGGAGUGCUUUGCGAUGCUGGGAGUGUUCUUCGAACAGCAGCCCCGAGUGUGGCGAUCCGAUCACGGACAGCGAACAUCAUCAACGAUUCCACACCAAAGAUUGCGACGCCACAUUGUCCCAGCACCCCUAUUCCUACGAGAAGUCGGUUUGCCGUAAAACCGUCCAGAGAAGCAACGGAAAGAAAGUUGUCAUUCGUGCCUGCGCCAUCCCCUAUCCGGACGAGCGUGACAUCACCGAUGGGGUUUGUUCGACCGUCCCAACCGCAAGUCACAUUACAAUCGAAUCAUGUCACGUUUGUACCACCGAUCUCUGCAACGGCGCCCAUUCAGCCUUAGGACAAGUAACGGCGAUUAAAUCAUUGCUAUUUUUUGGUAUACCCAGCGUGCUUUUCGCAUACCGUUGGAGCUAUUAGCUCACACUUGUUCGAUAGCUUGGAACGUCGCUAUUGAUUAUUGUGCACAGCUGUACGAUUACGAUUAAUUUUUAAGAACAUAAAUUUAUUAUUAGGAUUACGAAUCGAAAUUAUCACACCGAUGGAUACGUAGGAAUAAAAUUAGAACGUCGAUAACUCUCUCCGUGAAAACGUUGCCUGCGAUGCACGUUGGUAAUAUCUUCUAAUUAGUAAUAAUUAUGUAAGACGCUUAGAUGCGGCUAAUGUACAAAACAACUUUACAUGCCUUACAUGUAGUAUUACUUAUUCUAGACUAAUUAACGCUUUAUACCUAAAAGUAUUCGAGGUAAUACUUUCAUUUUACCAUGUUUCAUUUCAUGGGUUAAUCAUUCUAUUAAUUAUUAUGUGUUUUUUUUUUUCUCUUCACGCAGUGUACUUUUAUCUUUUCAAGAUAAUUUUGUUAUUGUAGAUAAACUAUUGUAUACAUCUCUAUUAUACUUGAUUGUGAAUAGCUCGUCAUCUGACAUAUUAUACGUAUACUCUACAUGCUUAAA
This is a messenger RNA of Athalia rosae (coleseed sawfly), 1170 nucleotides long. RefSeq lists its product as uncharacterized. The record is from RefSeq and is a predicted model, not a curated record. Bases 155 to 637 code for a protein of 160 amino acids. Gene Ontology annotation, biological process: positive regulation of voltage-gated potassium channel activity; sleep; regulation of synaptic transmission, cholinergic. The transcript has 3 exons. NCBI's taxonomy places the organism in Eukaryota, Metazoa, Arthropoda, Insecta, Hymenoptera, Athaliidae.